UUGGGGUUCAACUCUUAUACUGACCAUGGGGAGGUCUGUUGUAUAAUUAACAGCUUUUUUUGUAUCGGAGAUUAGUUCACUGUGUAAAUAGGUACAGUUUGGCACGAUUGGUUUUGCAAAGCUAAAGCAAAAAUGUUAGAGAAGGGAAAGAAAGAAAGAAAGAGAAAGAAAGAAAAAACAAGAAAGAAACACUGUAGGCAGAAACCAAAGAAAGAAAGAAAGAUUCUCAGCCCUUCAGCAUCAGACUCCACAUUCCUCCGAGAGUUUCUGGGAUUUGGCAGCUCGGAGAACUGGGGGGGCUUUUGGGAUUUUCUUUAUUUCAAAAUUGUGUUGCCCUCACGCUCCUGCCAAACCUUGCAAAAUGUUUAAACAACUAACGCGCAAAGGGACGACCAACGAUGAGGCCGGAAUUCAAAUGAGCUCAGAAUCUGAAAUCCCGCGCUCUGCAAAGCGGUCGCAAACAUCUAACUGAAAUUGGAUGAGAUGUCCUGAACCCCAGGAGAGACGGCCUCAGAUGAGACAGCGAUGGUCCAGAUGAUCUGGAGGUACUGGGAGCUUCUCUGUCUGUGUCGCCUCUAUGCCUGCUAUUUCUACUCUAGCAGCUCAGAGGCUACGCGACUACAGUUUGUUUCUGUUAUCUUACUGAUAGAAAUGAGUUAUUCAGCUGGAACUCCACUCAGGUGCAACCAACCGCUAACUACUCUCUUUCACAAGGUCACCGUGGUUAUUCGUUUAGCAGACCCGCAAAUUAACAUUAAAACAUGCAGACCCAAGACAGUCAUUGUACAACCCGCCAAAUAAUAUGUAAGAUCGCUGUUUGGAUGAUUAAAAAAAACAAAAACGGACGUUUGUCAAUAUCAGCGUUUGAUUGGCUGCACACUCCAUUCAACGGCGGGUUCUCAAUUCAAGCUGCAUAUGAUGUCAUUUGAAAAUCAACCAAUGUCGUUGUUUGUUCUUGUACUGAUCCGAAAUGGAAUUGUAAUAAUGGAGGUCAGGUUAAUCAUUGUCCUUCCACAGGAGUUAGCCCGGCCCCCAGCAUUCCAGCUGAUGAAACUUACGACCUGAGGUGCUGAAAUGGAUCCAGGUGAAUUCUGUUCUCUGUUACCUCUCUAGGCUCUCUAGAACGCAGCAAUGAAGCUCUGGUAAAGGAAACUCAGCUGAAGACGGCGCGAGCAGCCCCUGCUGUUGAAAUGGGUCCCCCUGUCAGAAUACACUGCCCCCUGCUGGUCGCCUCUCUCGUGCUUUGCUUGGUCAACCUGACAGGCUGUACAAGUUUCCCCAAAGACCUGGAGCCGAUCAACACAGUCAGCCAGCAGCAUUCUUUCCUGUACCCCGGAUUUCAAGGUCUGCCUUCAGACAAUGAGACAGUCAGACUAGGGCUGGACUUCCAAAGAAUGACUCGAAUCAACCAAAUGCUGUACAUUGCUGCCAGGGACCACGUGUUUGCCAUCGAUCUGAGCCUCUCCAACGAGGAGAUUGUACCUCAGCGAAAGCUAACUUGGAAAACAAAGCCAGAAGAUCUGAAGAAUUGUGCUAUGAGGGGGAAAAACAAUGACGAAUGUUACAACUACAUCAAGGUCUUAGUACCUCGCAAUGACCAGACUCUCUUUGCCUGCGGGACAAAUGCCUUCAACCCCACAUGUCGCUAUUAUACGAUGGACUCUCUGGAGCAGGAAGGGGAGGAGCUCCUCGGUCAGGCCCGCUGUCCGUUUGAGUCGAAGCAGCCCAACGUAGCCUUAUUUGCAGACGGCAAUCUGUACUCUGCAACGAUGGCAGACUUCCAAGCCAGCGACGCGGUCAUCUAUCGAAGCCUGGGGGACAGGAGUCCGGUUCUCAGGACAGUGAAGUACGACUCCAAGGUGCUUCGAGAACCUCAUUUUCUCCACGCCAUUGAGUACGGAAAACACGUGUAUUUUUUCUUCAGUGAAAUCGCAGUGGAAUACACCACGCUGGGAAAGGUGGUGUUUUCCAGAGUGGCCCGGGUUUGUAAGAACGAUCUCGGAGGUUCUCCGCGCGUUCUGGAGAAGUACUGGACCUCGUUCCUCAAAGCUCGGCUCAACUGCUCCAUCCCGGGGGACUCCUUCUUCUAUUUCGACGUUCUGCAGUCGCUAAGCGACGUGGUGGAGGUGAACGGACGGCCAGCAGUCGUGGGAGUAUUUUCCACGCAGGCAAACAGCAUCACAGGAUCGGGGGUCUGUGCUUUCUAUAUGGACGAUAUAGAGAAGGUCUUCAACGGAAAGUUCAAAGAACAGAAGACCACCGAGUCUGCCUGGACCCCCGUACCCGACGAACGAGUCCCCAAACCCAGACCGGGUUGCUGCGCGGGGGACGGCCCUGCAGACUCUUACAAGGCGUCCAGCAGCUUCCCCGACGAGACCCUGUCCUUUAUCAAGUCCUACCCGCUGAUGGACGAGGCCGUGGCGUCGGUGAACGAGAAGCCCUGGUUCACAAAGACGGGCAGCAGGUUCAAGCUCACCCAGAUUGCUGUGGACACGGCUGCGGGCCCCGGUAAGAACCACACGGUGGUGUUCCUGGGAUCUGAAGAGGGGAAGGUCCUCAAAGUCCUCUGCAGCUCCGCGGCUAACUCCUCCCACGACAGCCUCCUGCUGGAAGAGAUGGACGUCUACAACCCAGCAAAGUGCAACGUGCGAGGAGAGGACAGGAGGAUUCUGGGAUUGGAGAUGGACAAGGACCAUCAUGCUUUGUUCGUGGCGUUCUCCAGCUGCGUGAUCCGGGUUCCGCUCAGCCGUUGCCGGGACUACGGGAGAUGCAAAAAAAGCUGUCUGUCUUCUCGUGAUCCCUACUGCAUCUGGCUAAAGACCGGCAGCUGCAGCUCCCUCGAACCAGGGUUCAAAGCAGGGUUCGAGCAGGACAUAGAGAACAGAUUCGCUCAGCAACCAGACAGCUGCCACGAUGUCAUGGCUACUACUCAGAAUCAAUACAGCCCUGGUGACUCAGCCUAUGGAAAGACCACACCCACAAGUUCAAGCACCACCAAUCAGUGGGCGGCUUCCCCACAGGUCAGAGGUCGCUCAGAGACAGGGGUGAGACAGCUGCCGGCCGCGGAGAAAGCCGCUCACACGGUCCACUUCACCCUUCUGAUCGCCUGCGUGGUAGUCGCCUUCGCCCUGGGGGCUUUCCUGUCCAGCCUCCUGGUGACCUGCUACUGCAACCACGUCUUCCACAAGACCAAGCGGCUGAGCAAGGACCCAGAGUCCACCAUCCCCCACGCUCUGUCUCUCCGGAGCCUGGCUAAGCUCAACGGCCUUCUGGACGGGCCGGCCAAGGACGAGAAGCUGGAGGCGCCCGCCCCCCACAAGCUCUACAACUCCUUGAUCCCCAACGGGAAGGAACGGUCCAUGGGAAACGGGAAGGGAGACUCGAGGCACCCCCCGGAACUCUCGGGGCUGCCCACGCCGGAGUCGACCCCGGAGCUUCCCAUCAAGAGCGCGAAGGCUUUCAAGAACCAGUGGGAGAAGAAUCAGAAUUUCAACAACGCCGCCAAGGAGGGGAUCCACCCCCUUGUGCCCAGUUCCAGACCCACCUCCGGGGUGCCAGCUCAGGUCUUCCAGUUCCCCAACUCCCUGGUGCUCUCCGGGAACGGCAACGGGAACGUUUUGGGCGGGCAGCUUCAUCCGGAGGAACCCAAGAUCCCGAAUGCUGAACGGGUCAGAGCCCAGCCCUACCCCUGCUACCCACGGAAGCCGGCGGAGGUCAACGCCUUGGACGAGCUUCUGAGGCACCUUCACGGGGUCAACGGCGCCCCGACCGGCGCCCCUCUGGCCCCCAACAACGUGCGCCUCCCCUUCGCCAACAGGGUCCAGCCCCAAAUCCCCGACACGGAAUCUGCACCUUACUACAGCUCCUCCACCCUCCCCAGGGACAGCCUGACCAGGAGGAUGGACGUCCCGCCAGAUAUGCCACCACCGCAGCCCACUUUGGAGAGACCCUCCAGGCACCCUUCGCAGAGACAGUCCCUGUGUCUGGUCCCCAACGUGUCGAGCGGGAGUGAAAUCUGCCGGCAGCACAGUUUCAACCCCAGAAGCGGGCCGCCCCCUCUCUUGGCGCGGAUGAACUCAGCCGGCAGUUACGUGGAAAAUAACCACCAGCCGCUGCACCCCAUCGGUUACCUGUCGCGGCAGCACAGCUACACCGGUCAGGCCACGCCGCUCCCCAGGGCAGGCGCGGUGAGGAGAACGGCUUCGAUGAAGCCAGACGUGCCCCCGAAACCCGCGUUCAUGCCAGCUUCCUCUCCGGCGGUCAACCCUUCGAAUCACUUCAACUAUUAGGUUUUGUCGAUGGAGAGGGGACUUGCUUGAAAUGAACGGAGAGACAAUAGCAAUAGCAGAGGUGCGACCCCAGCCCACACGCCCCGGUCUGUCCAAUCAAAUGUCUCGGACUGACUUCCUGCCUUGAUGGACGUCUUUGUAACUGGAGCGCGUACAGAAGACUAUGGCAGGCAAACUUCUUUCGGAUUGGUAAUAUAUAAAGAAAAAAACUUAAAAGAAACCGCCAGGCAACUAAAAAUAAGUCGAUGAAGACUGUGAAAGACUUUUUGAACAGACUAAAAUGGGGUUGGGAGGUGGGGAGUUGGGGCAAAAACCUAAUUUUCAGGUUUUUCCGUUCCACGGAAAAAUUUAAUCCAACUUACUUUAAAUAUUCGACUAAAAAUAUGAAAAACUGAAACCCCCGUUGCUUGGGAGAACUACGCUUGCCUUAUUCUGUAGAGCUGAACUUCUCCGUGGAGUUUCUUACCCACGCUGAAGAGGUUUAUCGAACCAGAAAUCACACACCUUCCACUUUUCAAGUACCUGGGUUUAAAAAAAAAAGUGAAUAAGCUGUUCGAUGGAACGACAGGAAAAGAUUAUUCUGGCUCUCCGGCCGUCUGUCCCGAUCGUGGAAGAUUUCCUUGGAUUAUCAAAAGGGGAUUGAUUGAGUUUUCUGGACACAUCAGUAAACAUCGUGGAAGCGACUGUGUUCGGAGGUUUGAGUCUUUCAAAGGGAGUUGGGAGAGGGGGAGAACGAGUGAAGUUCUGAACUUGUAAAAAAAACCUUGAUCAGAUUCAGAGACGUCCCUCCACUUGGUUUAAAGACAGCAACGUACAAAACGAACUGUCUAGAAAAAAAAAGAGCCUCGGUAUUCUGAUGUUGAAUCAAGUGGGGCUUAACCUACGGCCCAUUUCAACCCCCCCCC
Molecule: messenger RNA, 5194 nt
Organism: Acipenser ruthenus (sterlet)
Lineage: Eukaryota; Metazoa; Chordata; Actinopteri; Acipenseriformes; Acipenseridae
Product: semaphorin-6D-like
Exons: 18
Coding region: 1191-4289 (1032 amino acids)
Biological process (GO): axon guidance; positive regulation of cell migration; negative chemotaxis
Molecular function (GO): chemorepellent activity; semaphorin receptor binding
Source: RefSeq, a predicted model, not a curated record